Messenger RNA from Papaver somniferum (opium poppy), 1037 nucleotides. RefSeq names its product probable glutathione S-transferase. Lineage: Eukaryota; Viridiplantae; Streptophyta; Magnoliopsida; Ranunculales; Papaveraceae. Gene Ontology annotation, cellular component: cytoplasm. The record is from RefSeq and is a predicted model, not a curated record. Gene Ontology annotation, molecular function: glutathione transferase activity. Gene Ontology annotation, biological process: glutathione metabolic process. The coding region runs from base 143 to 805 and encodes 220 amino acids. The transcript is spliced from 2 exons.
UAGUGGAGUCGCAGUUGUUUUUAGGGAGUUGGGGGAAUCCCUUUUCCUAAUUCAGAGUCAGACACAACCUAUUUCCCUUCCUCUCUCCAAAGAUAAAAAAAUCAAGAGCAAACCCCUUUUGAGUUCAAACUGAUUAACAGUAAUGGCAGAUAAACUAGUACUAUUAGAUACAUGGCCAAGUCCAUUUGGAAUGAGGGUGAGAAUUGCCUUGAAAGAAAAGGGUCUCCACUAUGAUUACAAAGAAGAAAAUCUUAGAGAAAAAAGUCCUCUUCUUCUCAAAAUGAACCCACUUCAUAAAAAAAUCCCUGUUUUGAUUCAUAAUGAAAAACCCAUUUCUGAAUCCUUACUGAUCGUUCAAUACAUUGAUGAAGUUUGGAAAGAUAAAUCUCCACUUUUACCUAAUGAUCCAUAUGAAAGAGCUUCAGAGAGGGUUUGGGCUGAUUAUGUCGACAAAAAGGUAUUUGAAAUUGGGAGGAAGUUAUGGAUGACUAAAGAAGAAGAACAUGAGAAAGCUAAGAAUGAUUUCAUUGACUGUUUGAAGGUAUUAGAAGGAGAGCUUGGAGAUAAGAUUUACUAUGGAGGUGACAAAAUGGGGUUUUUAGAUGUGGCUUUUGUUCCUUACUACAGUUGGUUUUACUCUUAUGAAACUUGUGGCAAGUUUAGUAUGGAAGAAAUUUGUCCUAAAUUGAUGGAAUGGGCAAAGAAAUGUAUGGAGAAAGAUAGUGUCUCUGAAUCACUUCCCGAAUCACAAAAGAUUUAUCAAUUCGUUUUGAAACUUAAGCAGAGGUAUGGAAUUGUUGAUUAGGGUUUCAGAUUAAGUAUCGUUACUGUUAUUGUCUCACUUAUGCGGCAUGCUUAAGAUGAUGUAGAAUGUGUUUUAUUUAAAGAGUACUGAAUUUCAGCAUUUGGUUUCUAAGAAUGAAGUUGGUUACAUAAUUUACCUAAUUGAUAGAAGAGGUAGAAUCCAAUGCUAAAUGUUUUAAAUUUGUUAAUAAAUCCUUUUAACAGUUACUCAUAGCAAUUUUUUGAGUAUAUUA